AGACGGCACAAUCUCUGUUGUAAAAGAUCAGCUAUACCUUUCCUCCAGGGUCUGACCAAGUUCCCUCUCCACAGCUGGGUCAGCCUUACUUCAAAGGGAGGAGGACUUUGCUGCCCACACGUAGGUCUCUGGGGACAGAUGGAGGCUGUGGGUUACUCGCUAUGCAGGAUGUGGGUGCUUUUCUUGCUGUUCUGGCUGGGACGAGGGAGGCAGAUGGCUCCUCCAGGUUUUGUAGAGAGCAGUUGCCACUCCAGGAUUUUUUGGAUGAAACUGAAUAAACUCUUGCUCCAGGGAAAGUUCUUCCAGCUGGAAAUCAAUGAUCCUUAUGCUGGUCCCAUUCUGCUGGAUGAGAAACUAGCAUCACGCUGUGGCUACAUCCUGUCAGAAGACGUGUGGGGCAACCCCGUCUUCCGUGCAUCGGUGCUUGGCUGUCACGUGGCCAACGAGGCAGAUGAGCUGUUCUCACUGAUUGUGAACAUCAAGGUCUCCUCAUUUUCAAGCAUGAGGGCAGCUGUGACCUAUACCUACCCUAUGUACUGCUCCUACUCUUCCUGGGCUUCAAGAGAAAUUGUGUGUGAAGAAAACUACAUGGAGGUGUCAGUGAAGACCGAUGUCCCCGCAGUUUCGAAUGACUACACCGUAGCGUGGAUGUCAGCUCUGCCAGAGACUCAAAAUGUUGCAUACCAACUAUGGCAACUGAUGUUUGUUUCUCCAUCAGGGAGAAAGACAAUAACGGUAAGCGAUGCAGCAAAACUGGGCUACAGCUUCAAUAAUACGCUGUCCCGAGUGUACCUCCGCGCGCCCUAUCACAGCAACGAGUCUGACGUCAGCAUGGUCAGUGGCGUAAAUAUGAACAUGGUGACUUCCACUUCUAUGUACAGGCAGCGGUGGCUGCUUUUGCUGAUUGACACGACAGUCUCCUGUCCUGUUGAUGGCAUCAGUUUCACUGAUACUACGCUAACAUGGACUGUGCCAAGUGUUAUCCCCACAUUAGUGGUUCAAGAAUCCACCUUUCUGUCUAAAACCAUUUUAAUGGGAGUCGAUGGCCGAGUCAUAGUAAACCCAGAGGAGAAGAACUACUUACUGGAGCACAACCACACACACAUCGGAGUAACUAUCCCUAUUGGAGGAGAAGGAGGCAAGCUAAAGAGUUCCAUAUCUGGUGGUGUAUAUGGAGUCAUUUACAGUAUCGACUUAUUCUUGGAGCACACGUGGACAGAUGCAGAUUGGCAAACCACAAAGUAUACUGUCAUCAAAUCCAUCACCACACCUUUCAUGCCACAAGUACCAACUGUUAUUAACAAUACUCUGCCAGAGGAAAGGCUAUUUAAUGUUGCAUUUGGACACUUUCUUCCUGAUGUCUCUCUGGUGGCAAUCACAAUAGGAAAUGUGCCAUUUACCCUGAGAGAAGCACAGCACCAUAGAUUUAAGAUUUAUGAAACUCCCUUUUCUAAUAGAACAAAAGGAUUUAUCCUGGAAGUCUCUUUUGAUGAUCCAUAUGUUCUAAAGGAGUAUGUGAAUAGAAAUGAAACAAAAUAUACCCUCCUCAUUAACUACACUAUAAGCGUGGGUCCAGAGAUGACACUCUAUUAUCAUUCUGCAGAGGUGGAGUGUGUGAUUGCUGAUAUCGAACUACCAGAAGCAGUUGGCUCCUGUGACGAAGAAAACCUGUAUCUAGCCAUCCCUACUUUUGGCUUGCACCAGUAUUGGAACCUGUAUCUUGGUAACAAGCUUCUGAACCGGCACGUUGCGGUUACCAAUGGGUAUCUUCCAGCUACCAAUUCUACACACCUGAUCUUGCAAAUACCUCUGUUUGCUGUGGGAGUUACCUAUGAGGUACACGAACUCUAUAGCAAUGCCUUCUUUAAAGCACUAUGCCAUCCAGAUGGUACUAUAAUGGUAUCUGCCCAAAUGAAGACAGUUCCUGCCAUUGAUAUGAGUAAAACCAAACUAAGGGAUAGAUCUUGCAAGCCUAGAGAGUAUAAUGAAGGACAUGCUUUCUUCAAGUUCCAUGUCACUACCUGUGGCACUUCAGUAAAGUUUGAAGGUGAUCACAUUAUUUAUGAAAAUGAAAUCUCUUAUGAGAAAGAGACUCUUCCGGGACAGAGCAUAGCGACAAUCACAAGAGAUCCAGACUACAGACUAACAGUCUUGUGCUACUAUCGAGCAAAAGAGACCCUAGUGCUUGGUGCCUUCGCUAGCAAUCCAUCCACAUCACCUCCCUUCGGCUCAGGAACAAUGGUACCAAGAUCAAAUAUUGCAGUAUACAGAAGGAUAAGACAAGCCCUGAAUGUAGUUUCAAGGGUGUCCAAAGAUGAAUCUUUUGUGGAAUUCUACGAGCCCAACAUGGCAAUACUCAAGCGACCCAUGGAGCCUGUGUUUCUUGAGGUGGAGCUGAAAGACAAGAGCCCCCAUGCUGAAUUAUACCUGGAAAACUGCUGGGUGACCGGGUCUCCAGACUUCAACAGCACCCCGAGAUGGAACAUCACUGUGGAUGGGCACAAGAUUAACGGCAGUGAGUAUGUUGCUGAGUUCUGUCCAGUAGCUGUUAGCCCCAGGGUGUACGUGCACUGUUUGGUGGCAGCCUGCUCUCCUACCAACGUACUACCUGGCAGCCCCUGCAGAGGACAGCGCAGCUCAAACAGGGAGAGGAAGG
Molecule: messenger RNA, 2656 nt
Organism: Balearica regulorum gibbericeps (East African grey crowned-crane)
Lineage: Eukaryota; Metazoa; Chordata; Aves; Gruiformes; Gruidae
Source: RefSeq, a predicted model, not a curated record